Messenger RNA from Musca domestica (house fly), 2087 nucleotides. RefSeq lists its product as uncharacterized. NCBI's taxonomy places the organism in Eukaryota, Metazoa, Arthropoda, Insecta, Diptera, Muscidae. The transcript has 3 exons. The record is from RefSeq and is a predicted model, not a curated record. The coding region runs from base 828 to 1910 and encodes 360 amino acids. Gene Ontology annotation, molecular function: structural constituent of chitin-based larval cuticle. Gene Ontology annotation, cellular component: chitin-based extracellular matrix.
CUGCUGCUCUAAUGCCUUACAUUCUGUCUGCAUGUCAGUUGGGUUGCUUGCUAGCCAGUCAGGUAUUCAAUGACGUAAUCGUCCAAGCAGUGAAUUGAUUUAAUAACCGAGCCCAAAAGAAAGUUACAUUUGGCGAAUUCAAAUCGAAUUGCCUUAUGUCUAAUGGGGGGAAUAAACUGCCACAGAGAUGAAAACCCGCAAGUGAGUUGGAGAGCGUGAUAAUGACAUUGGAGGAAAGUCGUUGCAAUUUAAAUUACAUUUCCACAUAUUUCCUCCAGAAAAACAAAACACAAGAAAAACCAGUCGAUUUCCACUUGUCGUCAAUGGUAGCCGGUAGUAAUGCUGAAAGAAAUGCAUCAAUGGUCAGCUUCCAUUAUGGGCAGUUCGAUGUAGACAAACAUUAACUACACAUUCAAACUGCAUUACGCCAUAACAUGUCAUGAACAGUGAAAUAAAUCAACCGCCUCAGGGAACUGGUGCACAAACGGAUCAGUGAUUACAAAAAGUUCAACUUAAAAAAUAAGUUUUUCGUUUGCAACUUUAAUCUUUGGAAGUAUCUGUAUUCUACAUUCAGUUUCAACAGCAAUCCUAGUUGGUUAUUACAAUUAAGGAAACCAAUUGCAGCUUAUUUCAAUCCCCGUAAAACAGGUUUCUUGAAAUUCUGAAGUCAUCAGUCACGUACUCGUAUUGUCAGACCAAAAAAAAGCCCAGAUGCGAACAAAUCUAUGCCAGUACAUUUCCCACUAGAUAAAUAUUUUCAAAUCAACCAAACCGAACACCAGCCAAUUUAAAGCCAAGACACGCCGUUGUAUUUGGUUUCUGCGCGUAUGGGUGCUAAGACAUUAAUUUAUUCGCUAAUUGUGGUCGCAGUUCUAAUCACUAGCUGCGUAGUUGAGGCACAGCUGCCGCCACGUCUAUUAAUACCAGGAGCAAUACCUUUGCCUGCCCCACGAUCAGCACCUCAAGCACGUCGUACACGUCCACCAACUUUGAGAGCACAAAAUAAUUUGAUUCCAGCAAAUAUCCCAUCACGUAUUGAGGAAGCCAAACCGGUCACCGAAUCAGGAGAGGAUGAAACACCUGACGUAUUUUUGCCGAACCUAUUAAGAGAACAACAGCUAGCCCAGGCACAACAAUCACAAUUCCAACAAGCAGCCGCCGCCUUCCUCAAUAAUGAUCCAAGUGUAAAUGCUCUUCAAGAACCAUCAGUCGACUUUGAGUCAUACACCACGCGAUUCCCUGAUCGCACCUUACCUCCACCAACAGUCCAACCCAGCCACAAGCCUAAUUACAAUGACUUUGGCAUAGGUUCAAAUGUCAUUAGUACGCCUAGAUUUAGCCAGGAAAGACAGGCACCCCCACCACAAGUUCAAGCUCCCGUACCACAACGUGAACGUUCCAAUGUAAUCAGAAAUCGACCAACUGCAGUACGUGAAUCUAGGCCUCAGUACGAACCCCAACCAGUCCAAGUAGCCCAACGGCCAAGACCCAAACCCAUUCAAUCACGCCCAUUGUAUGAUCAAAAUCAAAUAGAAGAUAAUCAGCAAAACAGACGCCAAAGGCCCGUCGCACAAACCACAAGGAAAUGGCGCGAAGAAAAUGAGGACGGCACCAUUGUGUGGGGUUAUGAAAACGAUGAUGGCUCGUUCAAGGAAGAAAUUAUUGGCGUUGAUUGCAUAACAAAGGGAACUUAUGGCUACAUCGAUCCUGAUGGUAACAAACGCGAAUACCACUAUGAAACUGGUAUCAAAUGUGACCCCAACAAACGUGACCAGACUGAUGAAUACCAGGAGAACAACUUUAUCAACUACGACGACAACAAAGCCGUACUUCCAAACGGCAUUGAAAUCGAUAUGACCCAGCUGGGCAAGAAGAAGUCCAAGAGACCCGGUGUAAAUUACCGAAACUGAUGUGUCCAUCGUCUCAUGCUAGUUCAUAAGUUCUGCACUGUAUCCAUAUCUUGUAAUGUUUAGGUUUUAUUAUUUUAUAGAACAUACAAAGUCUUACCAUUACCAUACAAAUUGUUCGCAUUCAGAUGUUGAAAUCGUACCUUCAACAAUAAAUUAAAUGAUAUGAUAAUUAUUGUA